Molecule: messenger RNA, 2385 nt
Organism: Trichosurus vulpecula (common brushtail)
Lineage: Eukaryota; Metazoa; Chordata; Mammalia; Diprotodontia; Phalangeridae
Gene: DBX1
Product: developing brain homeobox 1
Exons: 4
Coding region: 171-1238 (355 amino acids)
Biological process (GO): cell differentiation in spinal cord; regulation of transcription by RNA polymerase II
Molecular function (GO): DNA binding; DNA-binding transcription factor activity, RNA polymerase II-specific
Source: RefSeq, a predicted model, not a curated record
ACGUAGACCUCUUGUCACCCUUGCUAGCUGGAUCUUCCCUCAAGAAGUUCGCAAAGGAGGAGAAGAGAACUAAGGGUGGGAGGGGGAGGGAAGAAAUCUUUUCAAUUGGAUACGUUGAAUAAGAUUAUUUCUUUUUAAAAAAGAAAAGAAAGAAAAAAAAAGCUACUGAGAUGAUGUUCCCUAGCCUCAUUGCUCCUCCAGCAGUGUACCCCAAUCUCCUGAGACCCACUCCUACGUUAACACUGCCUCAAUCUUUGCAGUCUGCCUUCUCUAGCCACUCCAGCUUCUUGGUGGAAGAUCUGAUCAGAAUUAGUAGGCCGGGGAGUUACCUGCCCCGGAGCGUCCCCCAGCCCAGCCUGUCCCCUCCAACUUCAGGAGCCACCUCUGCCAUGACUGACACAGUGACCUCAGACCUAGUCAGCUCCUCUGCCUCCAGCAGCCGACGAGGGUGCUCCCCGCAGACUUCUGCCUCUCAGGCAAACGAAGCCACUUUCCUCAAGUUCGGGGUAAACGCCAUCCUGUCCUCGUCUCCCAGAACGGAGACCUCCCCUGCCUUGCUCCAGAGUGUGCCUCCUAAGAGUUUCUCCUUUCCCUAUUUCGAAGGAUCCUUCCAGCCUUUUAUCAGAUCAUCUUAUUUCCCAGCGUCGUCCUCAGUGGUGCCCAUCCCUGGCACUUUCUCCUGGCCCCUGGCAGCGCGGGGCAAGCCGAGGCGGGGAAUGCUUCGCCGGGCAGUGUUCUCUGACGUGCAGCGGAAAGCGCUGGAGAAGAUGUUCCAGAAGCAAAAGUACAUCAGCAAACCUGACCGGAAGAAACUAGCGGCCAAGCUGGGCCUGAAAGACUCUCAGGUGAAAAUCUGGUUUCAGAACCGUCGGAUGAAGUGGCGAAACUCUAAAGAGAGGGAGCUCCUGUCUAACGGGGGCUGUCGCGAACAGACUUUACCCACCAAGCUCAACCCCCACCCGGAUCUCAGUGACGUGGGCAAGAAAUGCCCUGGAGACGACGAUGAGGAAGAGGACGAAGAGGACGAAAACUCAGCCCUAGGACCUACCAGUCGUCGCCAUUCGCUGUCCUUCCACCGCUCUUCAGAGCACCUCCACUUCCGCGACAGGCUAGCAGCCCAGCUGCCUCCUUCCCCAUCCCACUCUAGCAGUCCCAGUAAACCAUCGGACUUCUCAGACUCGGAAGAGGAGGAGGAGGAGGAGGGCGAGGGGGAAGAGGAAGAGAUAACAGUUUCUUAGAAGGCACUAGCCAAAGAGGGGACAAAUAGACGGGGUUUCUUAAGUGCUAUCACAUCCAGAGGUGGGGGUCCCUCCCCUUCGAGCCGCUGUACCACCUCCAAGUAGCCUGCCUUCCCCUAAAAGUAUUAUCCAGGAGUUUUCCCUAUCCUGCUAGUCUCUCCCCACAGAAAGAAAGCCUGCCAUCCAAUCCCACUUCCCACAAAAGAUAGGUGAGACCAAUUUUUUCUUAGGAGACACUCUCCUCCAUACUAUGUUCUCAAUUUCAAACGGUAACGUAAGCUUGGUUAAACCGCGGGCCUACAAGCAGAGUUGGAAAGUUCCCUAUAAUUCAUUGUUAAUUGCAAAACAUUAAUCUCAAUGGGUUGGGGAGUAGGGCCUGGAAAGGAGAAGGGCUCUGAGAUUUCAGAGGCAGUUUGGGACGCAAUUACACCUAUUGUCCCACUCCAACUCAACAUCCUUUCUACUAGCUAAAAUAUCCAUUUGUGCCCUGGUCCUUCCUUUCACAACUGCAUUACUAAACGCAGCACAGUAAUUGGGAUGGGGGUUGAAGGGUGGGGGGUGGCAGAGGAAUAGCUACUAAGGCGUUACAUCAAGGACUGAGAUCCUUUGUAUCAGAUUUUAAGCCUGCUCUGAAAUGAGAAAUACAUUGUCUAAUGGGAGAGAAAAUGUAGUUUAUGUUUUUAUGUGUUUAAAAUUUUUUUCUUUAUAAUUUAUGCAUCCAUAUUAUAUAUGUCAAGCACUCUCUACCAACCCCCUUUCAUUCCCUAGGUGGCACCGCCUCUAGCUACAAGGCUCUUUGGUUCUGGGUGCAAUGUGAAAUGUGGAUGGAGGGGAAGGCCAAGCCUCUGACUUUUGGCCAAACUUGGCUGUCUUUGAACAGCUUUUAUGAACUGUACACAAUUUUGUACACAUGUGCUGUAUGGAUAUUUUAUACCAAGGUUAUUGUGAAUGACACUAAGGAAGGACUGACUAGAUUUGGUUUUUUUGUGAUGGCUUUUAAACUAAAAAAAAAAGAAAGAAGUAGCUGUUUAAUGGUAUAACUUAUAAAGAAACAUUUUUAUUUUGUAUUUUACUCUGUACAGAUUUUAAAAUAUGUAUGUAUAUAUAAUAAAUGGAACAAAUGCCAAAUAAAAGUUAGAAUGUUGAG